Porites lobata is the source of this 387-nucleotide messenger RNA. The record is from the annotation of a GenBank genome assembly. NCBI's taxonomy places the organism in Eukaryota, Metazoa, Cnidaria, Anthozoa, Scleractinia, Poritidae.
GAAAUUGCGUCGUUUACCGAAGACCAAGAAAAUGCCAAUACGAAGAAGAAAACUGUGUCUGAUCGAAGAUUAUUUAACGAGUUUCUUAACAGCGAGGAAGAAGAGAGAAACCUAGAAAAUAUUCCAGCCGCCGAGCUCCAACAGUUGGCAAAGAAGUUUGUACUCGGAGUAAGAAAGAAAAAUGGCGAGGAAUAUGAACCAUCUUCUCUGAGAGGGUUUUUGCAAAGUGUUGACCGCUAUCUCCGUAAAAAAGGGUGCACAUUUUCCCUUUUGAACGACAAAGAAUUCUGCGAGGUUCAAGAUAUCCUGAAAAAGAAGCAGAAACAACUUAAGGCCAUAGGAAAGGGAAACAAGCCCAAUAGUGCCGAUGCACAGAUGAAGAUAUAG